Molecule: messenger RNA, 2456 nt
Organism: Heteronotia binoei (common prickly gecko)
Lineage: Eukaryota; Metazoa; Chordata; Lepidosauria; Squamata; Gekkonidae
Gene: TLE5
Product: TLE family member 5, transcriptional modulator
Exons: 7
Coding region: 74-667 (197 amino acids)
Biological process (GO): regulation of DNA-templated transcription; negative regulation of canonical Wnt signaling pathway
Cellular component (GO): nucleus; transcription regulator complex
Molecular function (GO): transcription corepressor activity; protein binding
Source: RefSeq, a predicted model, not a curated record
AGGCGGGGCGGGCGGCGGAGCCACAAAGGCGGCCGGAGCCGCAGGACGGAGCCGCCGGGCGAGGCAGCCUGCCAUGAUGUUUCCUCAAAGCAGGCACUCGGGUUCCUCUCAUCUGCCUCAGCAGUUGAAAUUCACAACAUCAGAUUCCUGCGACCGGAUUAAAGAUGAAUUCCAGCUGCUCCAGGCGCAGUACCACAGCCUGAAGUUGGAAUGCGAUAAGCUUGCAAGUGAGAAAUCGGAGAUGCAACGCCAUUAUGUCAUGUAUUAUGAGAUGUCCUAUGGACUCAAUAUCGAAAUGCACAAACAGGCUGAAAUUGUCAAGCGGUUAAAUGGUAUUUGUGCCCAGGUGUUGCCGUACCUUUCGCAAGAGCAUCAGCAGCAGGUCCUUGGCGCCAUCGAGCGAGCAAAGCAGGUGACGGCACCAGAGCUGAACUCCAUCAUCCGGCAGCAGCUCCAGGCUCAUCAGCUGUCCCAGCUCCAAGCUCUCGCCCUGCCCUUGACUCCACUGCCGGUAGGGCUGCAGCCCCCCUCUCUUCCCACCGUCAGCGCCAGCACUGGCCUCCUCUCUCUGUCUGCCCUGGGAUCGCAAGCUCACCUGUCCAAGGAGGACAAGAACGGCCAUGAUGGGGAUGCCCACCAAGAUGACGAUGGGGAGAAAUCGGAUUAGGCUGAUGGGGGGUGGGGGGGAGGACUGGGAUGGGGAGAAUGAUCCGGUAAGGGGAGGGGAGAAUGGCAGCAGGGAUUGGGGACGGGUUAGUUACAAACACUUGGAGAAGGUGGGGCGGUGGUGGCCGGCCAAGUGGCCACUCACAUGGUCUGCUUUGCCCCACCCACCUCUGCAGCAAUAACACUUUGGCCCCACCCCUUUCUUAUUCCAGGCACUUAGCUGCAGCUGGCGAUCCACCAUAGGUCAUUGGGGGUUGGGGUUAAGAAGGAGCUUAACUCCUCUCUUCCUGACCCUGUAAAUUCCGUGUCUUAAAUAUGGGAUCAAAACACUAAUUUGUGGCAGGUGUAUCUCCUGCUGCAGCUAUUUGCCUGGCAGUUGAUACUACCAGUGCCACUCUUCAUGCCAGUUGGUAUGCUGCGGUCUUGAUAAAGGUUGGCGGGGGGUGGGGUGGGGUCAGCUCCAAGGUGCUGAGCUGGGUCCUGUUUGGAGAAAGCUGUGCUAAAAGUUUAUAAGAUCUCCAGGGCAGGGAGAGAGGGAAGAAUCCUCUGAGUUUUUGCUUUAUUCUGGACUCCUGGGAAGUUCAGAGAAGCUGCUUCCUACCUUGCAGGGAAUCCAGUCCAACUGCAGAGGUGGUGCCAAGUUGGCGGCCUUCCCUCACCUGGCUGCCUGCAGAGAGCCCUCAGAGCUUCAUGGCAUUGUUGGGGUUUUCUGUCCCAGCAGUGCUGGGUGUGCUCGUGCAGGGUUCUUGCUUGGCUUGCCUGUUCCCCUCCACCUUGGAUGGCUUGACUCAGGCACCCUAACCCCUGGUGGGUUCUGCAGAGGUUUUUCUUGGUGGUGGUUGCCGCACACUUCUGUGUGGCUUUGUGACCAGUUCAUCAGAGGAGGCAGAAACCCCCCCUCACACGCCCUCUUGAAUCUGCAGUGUGUGGGGGAAGUAAUUCUGCCUCUCUGUCCCUGGACUGCCGGCAGAAGAGAGGUCGCUGAUUGGUUCACUUGCUUGAAGCCCUGCUUAUAGGGGUGGGGCCUAGCAUGCACAAACAACUACUAGAAAAUUGUGAGCAGGUGUCCACCCUAGAACUUACUUAGUCACUCAUCUGGGAAGUGUGAAUCCUACCCCUCUGCCCUGCUGCAGUGUUCAUUGUAACUCCCAGAAAAUCCCUUUCACCCCUUCGGCAUACCCCCUACCUAGAUUCCCUCCAUCCCUCUCCCCACCACCACCAGCGCUGUUAGCUGAUGAGCACCUUCCUCCUUCCGCAUGUAUCUUGUUUUAAGGUAGCACAGAAGCAAAAUUUAUAUAUAUACAUAUAUAAAUAUAUUAGUUCUGUAUUUCCCGCCCCCCCCCCCCCUUCUCAUCAUACUGUGUCAUCUUCCCUACUGGUGAAUCCUGAAAAAGUUGGAACCUUCUGAUGGUUGACUCCCUUCUCAAUAUGUGAAGGAUGGAGGCAGGGUGGGGUGAAGAAAUUAUUUGUAAGUGUUCUUCCCUCCCUCCCAGCCACCUGCCUCCUCCCAUUGAUGGUUUUAUUUUUAAAGGAUGCUGCAGCUUUCUCUUUACUGUACGCUAGCUUGACUUUUUCUGUUAUGUUUUCACUUAACAAGAGAAAUUUUAAGGGGAAAAAAAAUCACGUUUGUAUAUAUUCAUUUUAGAGAGAGAAAGAGAGCUUGUUUGCUUCAUGUGUUUAUUAAUCACUUGACCUAUAUUAAGAGGAACUGAGAGAAAAUAAUUCUGUAUUGAGGAUGUAUUUAGCUGUGCCUUUCAAAUAAAUAAAUCAGAUGGUUGUUUAAACUGUGA